Messenger RNA from Durio zibethinus, 971 nucleotides. RefSeq lists its product as uncharacterized. The record is from RefSeq and is a predicted model, not a curated record. Lineage: Eukaryota; Viridiplantae; Streptophyta; Magnoliopsida; Malvales; Malvaceae.
AAAGACAUUGAUCUCAUCCUUCAUCUGAAGUCCAAACAAACUAUCAGUCCCAGCUGUUUACCGUGUUCAAGCGUCUUCCUAAGUUUCUUUAUGCAAUUGCCCUAGCCACCCAAAAUGACAAAAGCAAUAUAAAACGCAAAGGAUCUGUCUUUUCCCUCUCAAAUUCUUCCAUAAGAAACAGAUCAUAUACCCCAAUAGCAAUAAAAAAAUAGAAGCUGGGUGCCUUUCCUCUUCUGUUCCAGGAAGCAUAAACCCUUCAAGCAACACGAUCCAAAUUUCCAGGAUUCAAUAAUGGAUGAAUCGGAGGAGUACCCAAAGGACUAUUACACCAAUAACGGCGACCCCAGAAGGGUGACUUCCACUUCCUCUUCUUCUUCAUCGACGACAAGCGUUCAUGUCACAGCCUUGGACGGCCUGGUCAACGUUAACUCCCUUUUCACCAUUGCCGUCUUCGUGGGCCUUUCUUUAACUACCCCAGGCCAGCAUAGUCUCGAGAACCGACCACCCUGCGAUGCCGACAUCGACGUAGCUAAAAAGCUCUUAGUCUUCGAGGUUGUCUCCUUCAGUUUCUUCCUUUUCUCGUCUUUGGUAGCUCAGGGUUUGAAACUGGCCAUCAACUUGUUGAAUAGUAAAGAUGUUGAUGAAGCUUUCAGGGCCCACAUUAACCUUAAAGUUUUGAGAUUUGGGAUGAUGGGUUCCGCUGUGGGGUCAGUUAUGGGAUGCCUGUUUUUGAUGCUUUCGAUGGUGAAUGUGAUCGAGAUCCGGUUAGGGAUGUUGUCUUGUGGGAGUAAGUCUGCGAUUCAUGCGGUGGCGGCUUUAGUUAUUCUGGUUUCUUCUGCUAUCUUGUUUUAUAUUUCCACUGCUGUUUAUGCUUUCUUGCAUUGAAUAAUGAAAAUUUUGUGGCUACAAACUUUAGUAUUAGUUUUCAUAACAAUAUUGUAAAUCAAAUCACGAGUUGAAUUUCUUGGUUA